UGGAACACCAUCAUCGAGGGCGCGUUGGAGGAGCAGCGGGUGGUGCGUAUCGACAAACAUCCCUCCCUGCACCUCGUCGCAGCAGCUGCACGAGGCCAUGCUAGAGCUCUUUUCAGACGUGCUGGCGGUGCGGGUGCAGCCAGCCACGACGCCCAUCCCCCUCAUCGCCAUUCACGCCUUUGCCAUCUUCCGCACCGCUGCUGCCGCCGCUGCUGCCGUGCUCUUCCUCUCCGCCAAAUGCGUCGUGCCCUCCCACUCCUCCCGCCCACUGAUUGGUCGCCUGCAGCGGCCGCCAGCAGUGACGGCAUCACCAGUGGAUGCGCCCUCAGCCUCUCUCGUGUCCCACGGGCCGGUCUACUUCGCCAUCCGCAACAAGCGGGGCCCCGGGCAGUACUCUGAUGACAAGAAGAACAACUUAACCACGUCACACUGUGCGCAGCCCAACGUAGUGGAGUAUGAGCUGGGGGUGGAGUGGAGGGCGGUGCAGCAGAGGGAGGUGCAUAUGGUGAAGGCGCUGCUUAAAGCCCACCAGGCGGAGCUCAACAGCCUGAUGCAGAGCAACCGAGACUGA
Molecule: messenger RNA, 571 nt
Organism: Closterium sp. Yama58-4
Lineage: Eukaryota; Viridiplantae; Streptophyta; Zygnematophyceae; Desmidiales; Closteriaceae
Source: the annotation of a GenBank genome assembly